Molecule: messenger RNA, 1646 nt
Organism: Acanthocheilonema viteae
Lineage: Eukaryota; Metazoa; Nematoda; Chromadorea; Rhabditida; Onchocercidae
Source: the annotation of a GenBank genome assembly
AUGCGUGAAAACAACGAGAAGGGUGUAAUUUUAUUCGAUAGUGGUGGAAGCGGUUACAUAAAUAAACCCAAUGAAAGCGACUUACACGCACUCCUUGACUCUAAUGACAACAUCGCUUACGCGGGACACAACAAGAUCCAGAGCGAAGAAAAUGACAUCGGAGAUAAUGAACAAAUCAGGCACGAAACGGAAGACAAAAACGAAAUCGUACCCAUCAAGGCUGCAACUCCUGAUAAAUUAGAGGUGAUCGGCAUCCAAGAAAACCCAAAUCAUUAUGACGAUGAGCAAGCUCUGGAACUGUUCAAAGGAAGUAUAAAAAAGUUGGUCCAAAGAUUACAAGCCGACGAACAGUUGAUCCUUCAAUAUAAUCAGACAAUUCAAGGACAGCUACAAACCAAUAUUAUCGAGAAGUCCAGAAAUGGACCAGCAGAUAUUGAAAAGGCAUAUUUACAACUAGAAUUAUGCCCCUUAGAAAGGAACUGCACUCGAUUUCUUUGGUCAAAAGAUGUCCGAGGACAGAACUACGGAAGUGAACUUGCGAUUGAGAUCAGCAAGAAUGUAUAUGUGGACAAUGUCAUCGUGCAAGCUCAGGAUUCCAAAAAAGCUCUUACAAAAUAUGAAAAAAUGAAGUCCAUAUUUAAAGAUGUUUCAAUGAAUAUUAGGGAAUUCCUAUCCAACGAUAAGGAAUUCAUUGCCAAGAUUCCAGAAGAAGACCGAGCCGAAACAACUCAAAUAAAGAAGAUUCUUGGCAUUAAUUGGAAUUCUAGAAGUGAUAUUGUCCAAAUGGGACGAUAUUGUAUUCUUUUAUGGCUAGCAUACAUGAAAGAAUUUCCGCGUUUGGCACUCAAUCCAACCGAAUCAGUGGCAAUUCAUGUAUUCACUGAUGCUUCUGCAGUCGCUUAUGCCGCGGCUGUAUACAAAAAGCAGAGAAAGAAAAUAUCAUUGAUAUAUGCGAAGUUAAGAAUCGCACCCAUCAAAGGGAUGACCAUACCAAAAUUGGAAUUAAUGGCUGCACUCAUUGGCACACGUGCAGCUCAAUUCGUCGUCAAGCAACUAGAAAUUGAUGACGCAAAGGUAAUCUUGUGGUUAGAUUCUCAAUGCGUUUUGCAUUGGAUUAAAAACCAAAAAUUUCGGCUUCUGCUAAAAUUCGUGCAAAAUUGCAUCGAUGAAAUACGGAAAGCCAAAUUCUCAUAUCGGUACAUUUCAAGUGACAAUAACCCGGCCGAUGUGGCUAUACGAGGAUUAUAUCCUCACAAAUUGGGAAUAUUUGAACCAUGGUGUCGCCCACACGAUAGCAAGGUUGAGGAAAAGCUUUGGAUACCAAAAGGAAGAGGCGAAGUAAAACGAGUAUUGAAUAAAUGCAUGCAUUGUAAGCGGUGGAAGGCGAAACCGUUUAAACUGCCAACAAUGCCUAAAUAUCCAGUGACUCGAGUAACACGUUCUCGAAUAUUUGCUCGAGUGGGUCUGGAUAUUUGGGUCCCAUCUCUAUCAAAACUGAGAUGGGACUGGCAAAACGACGUCGCCUUAUUCACUUGCUGUACUGCCAGAGCCAUGUAUUUGGAAAUGGCAGAUAAUCUAUCUACCGAAAGUUUCUUAAAUGUGCUCGGAAGAUUCGUAGCCCGGCGCGGUUAUCCGGAAUUGAUUCU